Staurois parvus is the source of this 326-nucleotide messenger RNA. Lineage: Eukaryota; Metazoa; Chordata; Amphibia; Anura; Ranidae. The record is from the annotation of a GenBank genome assembly.
AUGUGUCCCCUGCAGCGUCCCCGGCCAUCUCCUCCGGCCGAUGCCGGCUUCUGUGUUCCGGUCCCUGUGACGUCGGGACGUACGGGCGCCGCUGGCGGCGGGAAAUUUGAAGAAAUUUUACAUAGCAAAACAUUGCUGUUUCAACCCAUUUCACAUACAUUUUGUCCCUAGUGCUUGGUCCUGUGCCCUGCCUGCAUUUUGUCUGUUCUUUCUGCCUGGAAACUGAGAAAAGUCCAUGGCGUCCAAAAAGUGUCCCUUUAGGUCAAAAGCGGUUUUAGAUCAGCUAGAGAACAGCGAUAGUAAAUCAGAACCACUUGCAGAAUUGA